AUGGGUAAAACUAGCAAAGAUAAGCGCGACAUCUAUUACCGUUUAGCCAAGGAAGAAGGAUGGCGUGCUAGGAGUGCUUUCAAGCUGAUACAAAUCGACGAGGUGUACAACAUUUUCGAAGGGGUAACCCGGGCUGUCGAUCUUUGCGCGGCUCCAGGGAGCUGGAGCCAGGUAUUGUCCAAGCGCCUGUACGAAAGCCGUGAUCCUAAAGACCGCGAUGAGGUGAAAAUCAUCGCCGUAGAUCUCCAGGCCAUGGGGCCUCUUCCGGGUAUUAUUCAACUGCAGGGCGACAUAACCAUGCUCAGCACGGCCGAAGCUAUCAUUCAGCACUUUGGCGAUCAACAGAAGGCUCAGCUCGUCAUAUGUGACGGUGCUCCGGACGUUACCGGAUUGCACGAUAUCGACGAAUACAUCCAAUCGCAGCUGCUGUUGGCUGCGCUAAACAUCACCACACACGUACUCGCCCUGGGUGGCACGUUUGUGGCAAAAAUUUUCCGCGGAAAAGACACUUCGCUGUUGUAUUCGCAGUUGCGAAUAUUUUAUCAAAGCGUUUCGAUUGCCAAACCACCCAGCUCGAGAAACUCCAGCAUCGAGGCGUUUGUGGUGUGUCAGAACUACAUGCCUCCGGAAGGCUACGUGCCGCAGCAUAUCAAUCCAAUGCUGGACGACGUGCAGACGAUCGCACGUGCAACGGAUUCGCCAGUUAAUCGGGCAAUCAUUCCUUUCGUGGUCUGUGGGGAUCUGCGUGAGUUCGAUUCGGAUAUGUCGUACAGCUUGAACAUUGAUCCCGAAAGAGACUAUGAGUACCGAGACGUAAUGCAAAAACCGCUUGCACCAGCCUACAGUGAAGUGCUGGAGCGCCUGAAGACGACUUCUCUAAAGCACGGCAGUAUCAAGGUGGAAGCUGACAAAAAGAAGGACUAAAAAAACUUUGAGGAACGUCGAAGCGAAGCUAAUUUUCACAUAAACGCUUAUAAAAUUCUAUAACAGAUACUUCACCCGAAUAUAAAUGAAUAAACUGGCAGUCACGCCGAAGUGAAGCUAACUUUCACAUA
Anopheles nili is the source of this 1055-nucleotide messenger RNA. It is a transcript of the gene Trm7-32, whose product is annotated as putative tRNA (cytidine(32)/guanosine(34)-2'-O)-methyltransferase 1. The record is from RefSeq and is a predicted model, not a curated record. Gene Ontology annotation, cellular component: cytoplasm. The transcript has 3 exons. Bases 1 to 924 code for a protein of 307 amino acids. Lineage: Eukaryota; Metazoa; Arthropoda; Insecta; Diptera; Culicidae. Gene Ontology annotation, molecular function: tRNA methyltransferase activity. Gene Ontology annotation, biological process: tRNA methylation; cytoplasmic translation.